Messenger RNA from Colletotrichum higginsianum IMI 349063, 1473 nucleotides. RefSeq names its product Hexose carrier. Lineage: Eukaryota; Fungi; Ascomycota; Sordariomycetes; Glomerellales; Glomerellaceae. The record is from RefSeq and is a predicted model, not a curated record. Gene Ontology annotation, molecular function: carbohydrate:proton symporter activity. The coding region runs from base 1 to 1473 and encodes 490 amino acids. Gene Ontology annotation, biological process: carbohydrate transport; transmembrane transport. The transcript has 8 exons. Gene Ontology annotation, cellular component: membrane.
AUGGGCGAGCUCUGUGGACAACGGCUCGUUCUGGCCGUCAGCGUCCUGACUUCGUUGGGUUUCAUGCUGAUAGGUUACGACAAUGGUCUCAUGGGUGGUUUGGUCAACGCGCCGGCCUUCAACUCGACUUUCGACUCGCCGGACCCGACGAUGACGGGCCUCAUUGUGGCCAUCUACGAGAUCGGCUGCUUUUUCGGGUGCGUGGCGACGGCCAUCUUUGGCGAGAAGUACGGCCGCCGGAAAACCAUCUGGGCCGGCUGUUUUGUCAUGGUUAUCGGAGCCGUGCUGCAGGCCGCCGCAUACGGGCGGGCGCUGCUCAUCGUCGGACGCAUCGUCUCGGGAAUCGGCAUGGGCAUUGUCAACUCAACUGUCCCGGUACUGCAGGCCGAGUUCAGUCCCAAGGCCAGUCGAGGAAUCUACGUUUGCGCGCAGCUUUCCACCUUGAACUUCGGCAUCUUUCUGGUCUACUGGAUCGACUACGCCUUCUCGACACACACAGAAAGCUACGCGUGGAGAAUCCCGGUUAUCCUGCAGUGCCUGUGUCUUCUUCCCAUGUUCAUCAUUCUGCACUUCAUACCGGAGACGCCGAGGUGGCUGGCGGCCCACGACCGAUCGGACGAGUGCCUCGCCGUCCUGCAGCGCCUCAAGUGCGACGAGGAGGACGACGAGUCCAUACAGGUCCUCCACAGCUCCAUCAUGCAGACCGUGUCCUACGAGUCGUCCGUGAGCGCGAGCUCCUGGAGAGACAUAUUCGUGCGGGACCGCAUCCAGAGCCAGAAGAGGUUCCUCAUCGCCUGCGCCAUCCAGGGCUUCCAGCAACUGGGAGGAAUCAACGCUAUCAUUUAUUACAGCAGCACCCUUUUCGAAAAGAGCAUCGGCUUCGACAGACACAUGUCGAGUCUCAUGUCUGGUUUCCUUCAGACGUGGUUCUUCAUCGCUUCGUUCAUCCCGUGGUUCUUGAUAGACCGCGUGGGAAGACGACCUUUGCUUCUCUCCAUGAUCAGCGUCAUGGCGGCCGUCAUGGCAGUCCAAGCAGCUCUCAUCUACCAGGUUCAGAAUGCCACCGCAAUCGCCAAGGCCGCCGGCAUUGGCGCUGCAGCAAUGCUUUUCGUCUUCCAGGGUGCCUUCACCAUCGGCUUCCAAGCAACAGUCUGGGUCUACCCUUCUGAGAUAUUGCCGCUGAGGAUCCGGCAGCUGGGCUCGUCCAUUUCCAGUGCAACCAACUGGUUGUUCAACUACAUGAUUGUUCAAAUCACGCCCAUCUCCAUCGACAGCAUCGGGUGGAGGACAUACAUCAUCUUUGCCGUCCUGAACGCAACCUGGGUGCCAAUCAUCUACCUCUUCUUUCCCGAAACCAAGGGCCUGGAGCUGGAGGACGUGGAUCUUUUGUUUUCAGACGACACAUUUAUUGACAUGCCCCAAGGACGGGACGACAAGCAAGACGUGUGGAAAAUUGAGGAUGUCAGAAGAUAG